AUGUUGGCAGGAAUCCAUCUAAUAUUGCUAUACUGGCUAAAAAAGAAAAAUCCGUUUCAGAAAAAAAAUUCUGGGCGUUUUGCGCGCGCUGCGUACAUUUUAAAAGUACUUUGGGCCAAAGUAACAACUCGGUGGACUCCUAUAAAUGACAGACGAGGCAGACCCAGAAAACGAUGGCGGGAUGAACUAGAUUCCUUCAUGGAAGACUGGUCCUCCAUAACACAGAACCGUGAAAGGUGGAAAGAGUUUGGGAAGGCCUUUGCCCAGCAGUGGGACGUUAUGGGAUGA
Messenger RNA from Parnassius mnemosyne (clouded apollo), 288 nucleotides. The record is from the annotation of a GenBank genome assembly. Lineage: Eukaryota; Metazoa; Arthropoda; Insecta; Lepidoptera; Papilionidae.